Stereum hirsutum FP-91666 SS1 is the source of this 1308-nucleotide messenger RNA. Its product is annotated as CRAL/TRIO domain-containing protein. The record is from RefSeq and is a predicted model, not a curated record. Lineage: Eukaryota; Fungi; Basidiomycota; Agaricomycetes; Russulales; Stereaceae. Bases 7 to 1074 code for a protein of 355 amino acids. Gene Ontology annotation, molecular function: phosphatidylinositol transfer activity. Gene Ontology annotation, biological process: Golgi to plasma membrane protein transport; regulation of exocytosis. The transcript has 7 exons. Gene Ontology annotation, cellular component: cortical endoplasmic reticulum; cytosol; plasma membrane.
AAUAACAUGUCUACAGUCGAGCCCUCACCCACAUCGAACCCACCUCCCACCGAGGUCCCUCUUCCCGCACCCACUACCGCCGAAGUCACCAAUGCCGAGUCAUCAGUUCCAGUCGCCUCUGAACCGGCCGUGGAAGCGCCAGCCAAGGUCGAGGAGACCGCCUCAGCAGUAGAGACUGCACCCCCCGCAACCGCAGCACCUGCCGAGACGACCGCGGCUGCCGAGCCUGAGAAACCGAAGGAGGCAGAGCCUGAGGUCGAUGAGCCUCAGAAUGCGUUGACGAAGAAGUUUACGGAGAAGGAAUGGGCGGCUUUGAAGGAGUUCAGGAAAUUGCUUCCUGAAAUAUUCGCAAGCGCGUAUGAGGAGAAAGGGGAGGCGAAGCGUCAGCCCAUUAAGAUUUGGGGAGUCACUAUCGACCCGAAUGGCAAGCCGGACGCGAAGGUCAGCGUUGUGCUCAUGAAGUGGCUUCGUGCGAGGAAUCUGAAUCCGGCUGAGGCGAAAGCGAUGAUGAUUGCCACACUCCGCUGGCGCGACGAGUUCAAGGUGGAUGAAGCUAUUAACGAGACGUUUGACGCUAAGAUCUUCGGGAAUAUGGGCCAUGUCUAUGGGAAGGAUAAGGAAGGCCGACCUGUAACAUAUAACGUAUACGGAGGCGAGCAGGACUUGAAGGCUGUCUUUGGUGAUGUUCCACGUUUCUUGCGAUGGCGUGUCCAACUCAUGGAGAAAGGUAUUGAGGAAAUCGACUUUGAGACCGUCGAUUCCAUGGUGCAGGUUCAUGACUACGAAGGUGUCUCAAUGAGUAGCCGCGAUGCUAACUCGAAGCAGGCUGCCUCGGAAGCCAGCUCUAUCUUCCAGAACCACUAUCCUGAGUUCCUCUCGCGCAAGUUCUUCGUCAACGUUCCUUCGUUCCUCACCUGGAUCUUCUGGCUCUUCAAACCUCUCCUUUCCGCGGCCACGGUCGCCAAGAUGCAGGUGGUCGGCACUGGUCCUCACGCCAUCGGCAAGGCCCUUCUCCCCGUCGUCGAGAAGGACCAGCUUCCCAAGAGAUAUGGAGGAGAUGCAGAGGCGUUCUAAACUCUCGUGGCUUUAGUCUGGUGGUGGAGUCCUCAUGAUCGAAACAGUUUCGUCUUUCAGUCGCGCCUAGCUCACUUCCCGCACCCUAAAGGGGUUUUUGGUUAGUUUCCUCACUUGUUCAUAUGCUGUUCACUUUGGUUUCGUGUAUUUUUUGCUUCUGUCGCUGCUUGUUUCUGCUUUCCGGAUGUCUUUCACUCAUGGGGAUCAGUUUUGUGCACAUACCCCAUACUAUUU